Messenger RNA from Tachysurus vachellii, 3840 nucleotides. It is a transcript of the gene lingo2, whose product is annotated as leucine rich repeat and Ig domain containing 2. Gene Ontology annotation, cellular component: plasma membrane. The record is from RefSeq and is a predicted model, not a curated record. NCBI's taxonomy places the organism in Eukaryota, Metazoa, Chordata, Actinopteri, Siluriformes, Bagridae. Gene Ontology annotation, molecular function: protein binding. The transcript has 6 exons. Bases 965 to 2812 code for a protein of 615 amino acids.
AAGCUUGCAUGAGAUCAAGAGAGGGAGGGAGAGAGAGAGAGAGAGAGAGAGAGAGAGAGAGAGAGAGUGAGCGAGCGAGACGCGUUCACUCCGAUCUCUCCUAUCUCCCGGCGUCUAAGAGAAAAGGGAGAAUUUUUACAGAACACCGGCGAGCAGACGAGGACAAGGACAACUGUGAGGAUUAUUUCCUGUAAAAACAACACCUCGCCUUGUGGAUACUGUGCAUCUGUGGAGUGUGUGAGUGUAUGUGUGUGUGUGUGUGUGUGUGUGUGUUCCCCGUCCUGAAGUUAUACAGGAUGCGAGCGGGGGAUGAACAGAACGCGGCGCGGCAGGAUCCUUCGAGGCAGGAACGCCAGCGCUGCUUCUAACCACUGACGAGCGCAUCACUGAGGACCGCUCUCUCUCUUUCCUCAUUUCUCUCUCUCUCUCUUUACCCUUCUCAGUCCUUUUUCCUCUUUUUAUCUCUCCUUCAUUUGAAUCUUCAAAGAACAUCACGGAAUACAGCAGACGGACAAGGGGAAAGAUUCAUCACACGAUCUUAAAGAGGACACAAAACCAGGAUUUUACUGAUAAGACAAAAUCGAGAGCGGAUCUCAGAAGACUUUGAGAUUUUUAGCCAGGGCUCUGCUUGCUUUUCAUCCUGGGUUUGGAUGUUGUGUGGAACCUCGGAAAAGCUUCUGCAGGAAACGGACCUGAACUCUGAUGCUCGCGCUGCAGCGACUGUGAUGACAGUUCGGGUUCUUCGUCCGACACAUGAUCGACUGGAGUGCUUCUCAAACCACGUGGUGAGGAUCUGAGGAACAGAGGAAGGAGCAGGAAAUUACACCAGGAGGUUUAAAAACUGACCUUGAGGAAGAUCAAGAUUUUUACUGAGCAGGAAAUUACGUCAUGGCUGAAAGGAAAAUCGUUUCUCUAUGUGAAUCUCGUGUUUAACGGAGGUAAUAAUCACACGAGCCGUGACAGUAUGGUGGACUGCCUGAGUCGAGUCAUGUUGCACACAGCUAUACCUUGCUGGCAGCCAUUGCUGGGACUGGCACUGGUGGCCGUCUUCUUAGGCUCUGCCCUUGCCUGCCCUUCCCGGUGUGAGUGCUCUGCCCAGAGUCGCUCCGUCAUCUGCCAUCGGAAACGUUACCCGACCAUACCAGAUGGCAUUCCCAUUGAAACACGUAUCCUGGACCUCAGCAAGAACCGCAUCCAGGCCAUCAAUCCAGACGACUUCUCUGUCUACCCGCAUAUCGAAGAGUUGGACCUAAGUGGCAAUAUCAUUGCAUAUGUAGAACCAGGUGCUUUCAACUUACUCACUAGUUUACACUCGCUCAGUUUGAAGAGCAACCGCAUCAAGCUUCUGUCGCUGGGCGUAUUCUCUGGGCUUUCGAACCUCACAACGCUCGACAUUAGUGACAAUAAGAUUGUCAUUCUGGUCGAUUAUAUGUUCCAGGAUUUGCAUAAUCUCAAGUCAUUAGAUGUAGGGGACAACGAGCUGGUGUACAUCUCACACCGAGCAUUCAAUGGCCUGAUUUCACUGGAGACUCUAACACUGGAGCGCUGUAACCUGACCAUGGUGCCGACGGACGCCCUGUCCCACCUUCACAACCUGGUGAGCUUGCAUAUGCGCUACCUCAGCAUCAGUACCCUCCAACCUUACUCCUUCAAGAAACUAUUCCGCUUGCGUCACCUGGAGAUCGACAACUGGCCUUCACUGGAUGUUUUCCCAGGCAACACAUUGCAUGGUCUCAACCUCACCACACUUUCUGUCACCAACACCAACCUUUCCACAUUUCCCUACCAAGCCCUGCGCCACAUGCCUUACCUUAUGCACCUGAACCUGUCCCACAGCCACAUCCGUACCGUGGAAGGAGGUCUGCUUCAGGACCUGGUGCGUCUCCGUGAAUUGAGAUUAGCAGCCGCCCAGCUAGUGUCUUUGGAGCCAUAUGCUUUCCAGGGUCUACGUUGGCUUAGACUUCUUGAUGUGUCCCAUAAUAGACUAGACACUUUGGAGAAGAGUGUGUUCCAUGCUCCAGAGUCCCUAGAAGUGUUGCUCAUCCACGACAAUCCUCUUGUGUGUGACUGUCGGCUCAUGUGGCUGCUGCAGAAGCGGCACUCUAUCUCAUUUGGAGAAGAGCAACCUGAAUGCAACACUCCUGAGGGAAUCCGUGGGCGCCCGUUCAAAGAAGUCAAGGAAACCCUGUUGUCCUACUAUGUGACCUGCACCAAGCCCAAGAUACGAGAGAACCGGACACAGCUCGUGUCGGUAGAGGAAGGGCAACCUGCCCAGCUACACUGCAGUGCUGAAGGGACUCCUCGCCCCACCAUUUCCUGGGUCACACCACGCCGGAGACAUCUAACCAACAGGAGUCACGGAAGAGUAAUGGUGCACAACAAUGGCUCGCUGUAUAUCAAAUCAGUGGAGCUUCAAGAUGGUGGCGUGUACGUAUGCGUGGCCUCCAACACCGCGGGAAACGACACCCUAAUGGUGUCCUUGGCCGUCAAAAGUCUGGGCUCGCUCUAUGCUAAUAGGACCCAGUACUACAUAGAUCCUAACAGUACUACUGCCAACAGCACCAAUUCCCCCAACACAACCUUUGGUCUGGACCUAAAGACCAUCCUGGUUUCUACAGCCAUGGGUUGUUUCACAUUCCUUGGUGUUGUCCUGUUCUGUUUUCUGCUUCUGUUUGUAUGGAGUCGGGGGAAAGGAAAGCACAAAAAUAACAUUGAUGUAGAGUAUGUGCCACGCUCCAAGUCCAAUGGCGCUUCGCCCGAGGAAGCAGAACAGACCUCUGGACCUCGACGCUUUAACAUGAAAAUGAUUUGAGUGGAUUUAAUGGGAUGCCAGUGGGAAUUUAUGCACACAGACCCAUUAAUGGGACCGGCCAUGUCAGGACGUACACGUGCCCUCGACACAACACCCAUGCGGAUGUUUUCCUGAACUAUAAUGGGAGGAAAAUGCGUGAAAGUGUGUGUCAGUAAUGAACUAUUUUCAAUUUAUAUGAAUCCCUCUUAGUAAGAGGAUGCAUUCAAAGACACUUUUAAAAAAAUUGUGUACAGAACAGAUUUGUAAAAUUCAAGUAUUACCCUUAUUUGUUGGCUCGCAAAAUUUGGCCUUCUCACUUCUACAGCGUAACGAACCAUAAAACUGAUUCCCUUCUCCACUGCACCACAUAUAUGUACGUAAUACUUAAUUAUGUAUGUGUAUGUUAACAUGUAAGUCACCUUCUUUUACUCGCAAUAUUCACAAGAUGCAAUCUCAGCCAAUUUUGCCAUUCCUUUUGCUGUCGGAGAACAUACGUCCCUCUCCUGAAACUGUUCGUGAACCAAGGACAGAGGGCUUGGGUGGCUUUCAAACGUUAACCCGAAAAAUGUGUGUGCUGUUGAUCUAACCCCAAAUUAUACAGUAAUGCUAUAUUUGUUUAUAAUAUUGAAAAAGGUUAAAAAUAUAUAGAAGUUAUUAAUUUAAAAAAAAUGCCCAUUGAAUUCAAACUGCAUAAUAAAGGUGAAUAAGUGGAUAUUUCAAAGUAAUUUAAAAACGUACACUGAGUUGUCUUUUUAUUAUUGUCUAUGUUGGUUUAUCUAAUAAAUUUGCACCUCAGUGUAUAGUCAGUGUAUUACACACACUGAGCUGACCAUUUAUUAGAUAUCUAGGAACAAAAAAACUGCCGACUCAGUGUAACGACUUUUUAAUCGACAUUUUUUUCUGCAUAGUUCGUUUGCGGUUUACAUGGACUAGGUUUUCUGUCCUAAUUUUGUCUUUCUUUUAAACUUGAUGCUAACCUGAUGACAAAGUCCAUGUCCUCAUCCACAAUGUAAUCAUCUGAAUUAUUUUUUUACCCUUAUUUUUUAUUA